AAAUUCUAGGGAUUGGUCUAGAAAGCUGACACAGCGUGUAAAGGCCAACACCAGUAAGAAACGGAAAGUCUCACUUCUUUUUGAUCAUCUUGAGCCAGAGGAGCUGUCAGACCACCUCACCUAUCUUGAAUUUAAGUCUUUCAGAAGAAUAUCAUUCUCAGAUUAUCAGAACUACAUUGUAAAUAGUUGUGUGAAGGAGAAUCCAACAAUGGAAAGAUCAAUUGCUCUUUGCAAUGGUAUCUCUCAGUGGGUACAGCUAAUGGUUCUCAGCAGACCAACACCACAGCUUCGGGCUGAAGUGUUCAUCAAGUUCAUUCAUGUGGCGCAGAAGCUCCACCAGCUGCAGAAUUUCAAUACAUUAAUGGCAGUGAUAGGAGGUCUCUGUCACAGUUCAAUUUCCAGACUCAAGGAAACAAGCUCAUGUGUUCCUCACGAUGUAAUUAAGGUCUUCAAUGAGAUGACAGAACUGCUUUCAUCUUACAGAAAUUAUGAUAGUUAUCGACGUGCCUAUAAUGAGUGCAGUAACUUUAAGAUCCCAAUCCUUGGGGUUCACCUGAAAGAUUUGAUAUCACUUCAUGAGGGCAUGCCAGACUACUUAGAGGACAAAAAAAUUAACAUAUACAAACUAUACUCUCUGUAUAACCACAUAAAUGAACUGAUACAACUCCAGGAAAUGCCACUUCCCCUGGAGGCCAAUAUGGACCUUGUUCAUCUGCUUACGCUGUCCCUUGAUCUUUACUACACAGAAGAUGAAAUUUAUGAGCUUUCAUAUGCACGAGAGCCACGAAGUCACCGAGCUGCUCCUCUGACACCUUCCAAACCACCAGUAGUUGCAGACUGGGCCUCAGGAGUAGCCCCAAAACCUGAUCCGAAAACCAUCAGCAAACAUGUUCAGAGGAUGGUCGAUUCUGUCUUCAAAAAUUAUGACCAUGAUCAGGAUGGAUACAUUUCCCAGGAAGAAUUUGAAAAGAUAGCUGCCAGUUUUCCAUUCUCAUUUUGUGUAAUGGCUAAGGACUGGGAAGGCCUGAUCAGCAGGGAUGAAAUAACAGCUUACUUUAUGAGGGCUAGCUCAAUCUAUUCCAAAUUAGGACUUGGCUUUGCUCACAACUUCCAAGAGACCACUUACUUAAGGCCUACUUUCUGCGACAACUGUGCUGGAUUUCUAUGGGGAGUCAUUAAACAAGGAUACAGAUGCAAAGACUGUGGAAUGAACUGUCACAAGCAAUGCAAAGACCUGGUUGUGAUAGAGUGCAAGAGAAGGUCCAAAACUUCCGUUGCAGACAGCAGCCCAACGUCUGCUCUUGCUUCAAGCCUCUGCCCAGUUGGAGUAAAGGAGCAAUUCCAUGGACAAGAAGAAGGACCGUUCACAUUUCCUAAUGGAGAAGUAGUGGAACACAAUGAAGACAGCAAGGACCGAACCAUUAUGCUUAUGGGUUCCUCAGCUCAGAAAAUCUCAGUGAGACUGAAACCAGCUGUGGUUCAUAAGGGUUCACAGACUGAUCCCGUCCUGCUGGCUGCUGAUGCGUCUUGUAGACAGACAGAGAAGAAAGAACAUAGGAUGCCAGAAAAUCCUUAUCUCCAGGCAGCUCCACCAUCCCCAUGGCCAAGCCCACUUCUAGGCCGCAGAAAGGCAUACGUUAAAUGGGAAAACAAGGACUGCAGCCAGAAGGUGAAGGAGGAACAUCGCAGCUGUAAACCCUCAUACCAGGAACUCGAGCAGGAAAGAAAUACUCUAAAGGCACACAAUGAAGGUUUAAAGAUCCAACUGGAACAGGCACAUAAAACAAUUGAAUCUCUCACAAUCCAGAGAAGAAACCACAUAGUUGACAACUUGCAACACAGAGACUGCUCCUAG
This is a messenger RNA of Mesitornis unicolor (brown roatelo), 1855 nucleotides long. It is a transcript of the gene RASGRP1, whose product is annotated as RAS guanyl releasing protein 1 (calcium and DAG-regulated). The annotation marks the transcript as partial. Gene Ontology annotation, cellular component: plasma membrane. The transcript has 12 exons. Gene Ontology annotation, biological process: Ras protein signal transduction; positive regulation of GTPase activity. The record is from RefSeq and is a predicted model, not a curated record. Gene Ontology annotation, molecular function: guanyl-nucleotide exchange factor activity; calcium ion binding. Lineage: Eukaryota; Metazoa; Chordata; Aves; Mesitornithiformes; Mesitornithidae.